CUUUUCCUAUUCUGACCUUGUGUGACGCUACCAGAUCACAACAGCUAAUUUGAGAUUUGUGGUGAUCCUGAUCUACCCUUUAAUCGAUAAGUAAACAUGGUAGAAGAAAUGGCUGUAGGCCUUAAUAAGGGCCAUCGUGUCACGAAAAUAGCAGUUAAGCGUCGACCUUCAAGAAGAAAGGGAACGACUUCUAAACGCGUAAGGUUUGUUCGCGAACUGGUCCGUGAAGUUAGUGGCUUUGCUCCAUAUGAAAAAAGAGUUAUGGAACUGCUCAAAGUUGGUAGGGAUAAGAGAGCGCUGAAAUUCAUUAAGAAAAGGGUUGGUAACCAUACUAGAAGUAAGAGGAAGAGAGAUGAACUUGGACGUAUCCUCCAACAAAUGAGAAAAGCUCAGCAUUAACAUUGUACUAAUGUAAAAAAAGCAUGUGUUGAGAUAUGCGGUAAAAUACGACUGCC
Trichoplax adhaerens is the source of this 455-nucleotide messenger RNA. RefSeq lists its product as hypothetical. The transcript is spliced from 4 exons. Bases 97 to 399 code for a protein of 100 amino acids. Gene Ontology annotation, cellular component: ribosome; cytosolic large ribosomal subunit. Gene Ontology annotation, biological process: cytoplasmic translation. The record is from RefSeq and is a predicted model, not a curated record. Lineage: Eukaryota; Metazoa; Placozoa; Uniplacotomia; Trichoplacea; Trichoplacidae. Gene Ontology annotation, molecular function: structural constituent of ribosome.